Messenger RNA from Antechinus flavipes (yellow-footed antechinus), 1077 nucleotides. RefSeq names its product partitioning defective 6 homolog gamma-like. NCBI's taxonomy places the organism in Eukaryota, Metazoa, Chordata, Mammalia, Dasyuromorphia, Dasyuridae. The annotation marks the transcript as partial. Gene Ontology annotation, cellular component: apical plasma membrane; nucleus; cell cortex. Gene Ontology annotation, molecular function: protein kinase C binding. The transcript has a single exon. The record is from RefSeq and is a predicted model, not a curated record. Gene Ontology annotation, biological process: establishment or maintenance of cell polarity; centrosome cycle; regulation of cellular localization.
GUGGAGACUUCUCUCGUGGCUGCGGCGUUCCAAACAGAGAGAAAAAUCGCCUGUAGUCUGGGGGCCAGCCGCAGGCAGGGGAAGGGGGGCGCUUUCCCACAGACGGAUCAGCUUUUUGCAGCCCUUGUUGAGCAAGGGCGAAGAAUAGAGAUAACUGGGACCGAAAAAAUGAAUCGGAGUUUUAAUAAAUCUCAGAGUCUGCGGUUUUUCGAUUGCAACGCAGUGGAAGUCAAGAGUAAGUUUGGGGCUGAGUUUCGAAGAUUUUCUUUGGACCGUUGCAAACCUGGAAAGUUUGAAGACUUCUACAAGCUUAUCCUUCACAUCCAUCACAUCUCGAACAUGGACGUGAUGAUUAGGUAUGCUGAUGUGCACGGUGACCUACUGCCCAUCAAUAAUGAUGACAAUUUCUUCAAGGCUGUCUCAAGUGCAAAUCCAUUGCUCAGAGUCUUCAUUCAAAGACAAGAAGAAGUAGACUACUGUAACUUUGGGAGCAGCACAUUAACUAGGAAGAAGAAGGUCCUAGUUACCCUUCGCAACGAUAACCUUCGCCGGCGUCCUCACCUCAACAUCAGCAUGCCCCAUGACUUCCGACCGGUUUCUUCUAUCAUUGAUGUGGAUAUCCUUCCUGAAACCCAUAGGAGGGUCCGGCUGUACCGGCACGGGUGUGAAAAGCCGCUUGGGUUUUAUAUCCGUGAUGGGACCAGUGUGCGGGUGACGUCCCAAGGCCUUGAGAAAGUCCCGGGCAUCUUCAUUUCCCGCACGGUCCCUGGAGGCCUUGCUGAGAGUACAGGGCUGCUGGCUGUGAAUGAUGAAGUCUUAGAAGUGAAUGGGAUUGAAGUGGCCGGCAAAACCCUUGACCAGGUCACAGACAUGAUGAUUGCCAACAGCCAUAAUUUCAUUAUUACUGUUAAGCCAGCCAACCAAAGGAACAAUAUUAUUCGUAGCAGCCGGAUGUCUGGUAGCUCAGGUCAGUCAACAGACAGUACAGCCAGUCACCAUAGCUUGCCUUCUUCCCAUGCUGAACAGAACUUCCACCCUGAUGAAAUGGAGAGUGAUGAAGGGACCGACAAAAUCCUG